GGAAAAGUGUGAAUGUAAAGGCUGGGGCCGCAGCUGCCACUGCUCUUCUGACAUUCAAAAUUCUGCUCUUUCAUGCUCCUGCCAGUCUUGAUUUACACGGAAGAAGCAGCAGCAGAGAGAACAAACACAGAGACUACCAUAGACGAGUUUCUUCCAAGCGGGUAAGCAGAAUUAUUUGUACUCGCGCAGAAUCAUUUCUAUUCGCGUGAUAUAGCACAACAGCAAUACGAACAAAUCAUGGCGAAGGAGGAAAAACCAAAACGCGUCGGUAUCGACUGGCCGGAAGAAUGCGAGGGAAAAACCACCGGCCCCGCGAAGCUUGUCUGGGCAGCGUGUGCGGAGGUCGGCGGGAGCCCGGAGCUGGCAAAGAGGAUCAUGAAGGAGAAAAAUUGGAGAUUUGGGUACCACAGUAAUUCAUCGCUUGUACUGAAAAUACUGUUCCUGCUGUUGUCGACAUUUUCUGCCACAAGUAAAGUUGCAUUGAUUCAUACAACACGAUCCUGCAGUUGCAUUUGCCCAGCGUUUGUUCGCGUUCAGUCGCAAACCGAAUUUUGCACUUAUAACUCUUGCGAAAAAAUGAAAUUCAAAUUCCCAACAGCUACCCUGCCCACAUCCAGGAAGUCGCGGAACUUCUUGCAAAACCAGACAAGGCGGUGCCAAUCGCGAAGCAGGGCUUGAAGAAUAUCGAAUUGCAAAUAUGUCUUGGUCUGGAUUUGUCAUGCAAGCUUGCAAGGGUAGUAAGAUUGGUCUAUGAAGCACCAAGCAAUGCAAGAAGUCGCUAGCUUUUUUUUCGUGCAGCUGGAAGCCACUUUCAUCUCACGCGCUUGACGAAUCUAACUUCUGAUGCUGUAAUUAUGCUGUCCAAGUGACGAUCCUGCGAGGACGACGCGAGUGUCAGCAAGAACACAACUUGAACUGUCAUCUCGACGCGGAUAUAAUCAUAUUUGCGAUGCAUAAACAAUCUCCGGGAGCUAUCCUGAGCAAAAACGUCCCCACCCCAGAGUCAAAAUGGGAGACCUGCUACACAAAUCAGCCACCUUGGGCUGUUGCGCAUGACAAGCUUUGCCUCGUAGUGUAAUGCUGUUUAGCUAGUCCAUAGGCAUUACAGAUCUAGCAUAUCGUGCUUAUUGGAGCAUGACAAGUUCCCAAACACGACUGGAAAAUGCUCCUCAUGGGGCUGCGCACGAGAAACAUUUUCGGCAUGCAGAUUUGCAUUACAACUAUGUGGUGGGGACGUUUUUACUCAGGAUAGGAGCAACUGAUUUUCCGCGAUAAAGAUCUGAACUGCAAAUCGCUGGAGGAAGUGGCCUAUGCAUUACAAAUAUGUCUGGGUCUGGAAGAGUGCAGGACUUGUCAUGCACAUUUUGCAUGACCCAUGCACAUGCUGUCUGUGAUGCAUGCCCUAGCAUUACAGAUUUUUUGACGGCUUUCGAUGCCUAUACUGCAUGAGAGAUGCCCUCUCCGCGUAGCAAGAAGUGGGUCUCUUUUGCUGAUCAUGCAAUACAGAUUCUGUGUAGAAUCCAGAGGCAGCGUCACAAGUUGCAACCAUCCAGACCCAGACAUUCUUGCACUUGAUAUGAUCCGCCAGCCGGUCCCGAAGAAGCAAGACUACUUCACGACCAAAAUCGCCCAAGCGCAGGAAAGGCAGACCGUGCCGGACCAGUUUCGCAUCCCGAUCCCCUACCAGGGCGCGAAUUUGGCCAACGAGGCCCUGAGCACCCAGCUGCACAGUUGGGCGAACUACGGCACCUGCGAGCCGGACUGCAUCCUGAAGAUCACCAAGGCGGAGCAGAAGCUCUGGGCCCUGCAGAACAAGUGGUUCGUGCUGCUGGGCGCGGGGAGCGAGUUGGGCCCGCUGGAACCGUUGCUAGAGGCCGGGGCGAACGUGAUCGCGAUUCGGACGCGCAGGGCGAAGGAGUGGGAAAAGAUGGAGGAAUUUGCGAAGAAGACGAAGCACGGCGGGAAACUCUUCAUCCCGGUCAACAAGGGGCUAAGCGCUUCCGGCGCCGACAUUCUCGCGGAGCCGCUGGAGAUCCGCAACUGGAUUCUGGAGAUUUUAACCGAAAACUCGGUGUCCGAAGUCACGAUUGUAUCCUCGAUGCAAAAGUGUAACAUUAUCGUACUAGUAGUACUUCUUCUGAUCAUGGCACUUUUUAUCCUGCAUGACAGACGUCAUUUCUAUACCUUAUUCAGGUAUUUCAAAAAUUUACCCAGAUGGAAUUUGUGAUGCGAAAAUUAUUGCACUACGUACUAUAGUGCUCCUUUUGCAAAAAUGCAUACAUUGGAAUGUACACGUAUCUAGACGCCGAGGCGCACGUGCGGGUGACGUUGGGCUGCGACUUGAUCAUGGAGGGAGUACAAACCGAGAUGCUCAAGAGGAACCAAGCCAAUGUGGUCCGAUUUGCUUACUUGUGCACCAAUAUCCCGAGCAAAAACGCCCCCACACCAGAGUCAAGAUGGGAAAUCUGCUAGACAAAUCAACCAGCUUUGGAUGUUCCGCAUGACAGAUUUGGUCUCGUAGUCUAAUCAUGUUUAGCUAGUUCAGCAGCAUCGCAAAUCUGGCACAUCGUGCUGAUUCUAGCAUAACAAAUUCCAAAACACGACUACAGAAUGGCUCUCAUGGGGCCCCGCAUGAGAAACCUUUUUGGCAUGCAGAUUUGCAUGACGACUCUGGGGUGCGGACGUUUUUACCCAGAAUAACCAACUCCAUGCCGUUGCCCAUCGGCAAGGAGGCGUUCGAGUCCAUCGAGGUGAACCGGGGCGCGGCGCCGUUAGCGGUCCGGGCGAGCAGGUGUCCGGGGAAUAAUGUGUCGGAAAUCGUGGAGGAUGACAUGUUAUGAAUUGCAAAAGCAUCGUACUCGUAUAGAUGCAUCACAAAUUUCCUCAGCAUGAGAAAUAAAAUUUUUAAUGCAGAUUUGCCUUGGGAACAAGAUUUGUAAUGCAGCAAGAUUCGCAUUUAUACGAGUGCGAUACUUUUGCACAGGAUGCAUGUACUUGUACCACUGUAUUUUCGAGGCGCAGGGCCCAAAUUACAUUCUGGCGAAAUUCGCGCAGCUGUGGCGGGCGGUUGUCGGUAUUGAUACGUUUGAUAUUUUUCAUUUUCCUAAGCACUUUUGGUCCUGAAGAAUUUGAUUUCCAUCCACCGCCAGUCCUGCACGAAAGUGUAGUCGGGCUCGUACGACUUUUUGUUACCGCAAGUGAAGUGAGUAAAAAUCAAAACUCGAAAGCUAUUUAAUAGAUUUAAAUCACUGUAAAUCACCCUUCGUCCCAGCGACCCAAACCUCCCCGGUGUCCUUAAACGUGGCUCCGGCCUGCUACACGGUGUCUGUGACCUAUCAAACGUAAAAGUGUCUGGGUCUGGCUGAAUGCAACUUGUCAUGCUAAAUCUGAAGCAUCCAAAAAUCUGUGUUGCAUGAUUACCAAAAGUCGUCCAGUUUUGACCAAGUCGGGAGGGAGUUUCUCAUGCAGGAUAGGCAUGAGAGAGAUCGCGCAGAAUCUGUCAUGCUAGGUCCUGCAUUCCCGACCUCAUGGGUCAUGGAAAAGCUGCGUGACAAAUCGCGCACUCUUCCAGACCCAGACACUUUUGCAUUUGAUAUGACCCACGCACCCACGAUGAAGUACCUUCUGAACGCGAUGCACUUGCUGGCGCCGCAGGAAGCCUUCCAGCCGGAGACGGCCCGGAGUUUGAUGUUUCACCUGCUGGCUUUCGACGUGUGUUGCGCGGCGGAGGAUAAUAAAGUCGAGUUGGAACAGAUCAAGCAGAACCCCUACAAACUCGCCCAGUUUGGCAGCUUCCACGGCGGGAGUUUAAGGUGCGGGUUCAACAUCGAGAAAAGCAAAAUUUUGGGUGGAUUGCUCUACGCGUACGGAAGGUUUGUGGUCGGGUAGGAGAUGGUGGCCAGGAAAAAAACACGAAUAUGAUGAGCACUGAAUUGAUACAACCGCUCCGAUCAACAUGGAAUUUCCGAUCGACCGUGUCGCAACAUCAAGAAGAAGUACCUUAUUUCAUCCAGCGACAGCAAGAGCGACCUUUCUCUUUUUGCCGCAUGUAGAUGUCAUCUGCUCAUUUUUUUGCCACGAGAAUCAAUCUAUCAUGUCAGCCUGCGACAUAAAUAAACCUUUUUCUGCGAUACUCUCAGACUACAGAAUCAUGGGCCUACCAAACAGCACUCGAUUUUUGACUAUCAUGGAAGACGAGCAGACAUUGUGUUGCAUCACUUGAUUGAAUAUCUGUCGCCAGAGAU
This is a messenger RNA of Amoebophrya sp. A120, 4244 nucleotides long. NCBI's taxonomy places the organism in Eukaryota, Dinophyceae, Syndiniales, Amoebophryaceae. The record is from the annotation of a GenBank genome assembly.